Perkinsus marinus ATCC 50983 is the source of this 751-nucleotide messenger RNA. RefSeq lists its product as hypothetical. The transcript is spliced from 8 exons. The record is from RefSeq and is a predicted model, not a curated record. NCBI's taxonomy places the organism in Eukaryota, Perkinsozoa, Perkinsida, Perkinsidae. The annotation marks the transcript as partial.
AUGAUAAUCGGCAUCUCCACGACCCUAGCGCUUCUUACGAUCAACGCUGAGGCUAUACGUAACAGUACCAGUAAUAAUCAGUUCCGUGGCACCAUACAGGCUUCUGCCCAGCAGCCCCCUAUGAAUGGCACUUCUUUUCUCGAGGAGACCUCAGGGGUGUCGGAGGUCGCUUACGGCCAAGGACGCUACUUUAACGUGCAAUGCAUGGAGAGCCACUGUGGGGCUCAGCUGAACGACUGCUUAGAUGAAACCGAUGAGAGUAUUGACCCUGCGUAUAACAGAGAUAAGAAGGAGAUUCAUGAGUCACAGUGUGGGAUUAUUCUCACUUGUUUGUGGCAUGAAGAGCAGCAAGAGGAGACGAAGGAGAAAACGGAGGAUCAAGACAGCUCGGGAAAGCUGUCCCCGCUGGCAACCAAGGCGCUGGCGUUCGCCCGGUCGGCUCGACGAAUGCAAGGCGCUGAUCAUUGCACUGAUGGGAUCACUCCUCUUGAUGAGUCUAGGCUUGAGGGAAGUCUUAUGAAAUGCGCGACCGAUUUCGGUUGCCAACGAACGAAAACAGCUGAUCCGGCGGAGCAAGCCGCUGGGGGAGUCAUCCCUGGGGAGAAGAAGGUCAUUCAGGAAGUUGCUCAGGGAAAGUCUAUGGUUGAAAUUGAAUCGGCGGAGAUGAGGCCAGCGAUGAUCAGUUUCGAGAGCAUCGACACUGAUUGUCUGCAAAAUACUUGCAACUAUGAGCUGGGGAAUUGUGACCAAG